ACAAACAACAAACAAAGCCUCCGUGAGCGAGAGAGAACAGUGAUUCACUAAUACUCUACACCUGAAGUGAAACACAGUCUCACAGCUGCCAUUGCAAGCAGGCACAACUCAAUAUGAAUGAGAAAGUGGAUUCCAAUUCUUCACUCAGUUGGCCUCAAAUGCUGAGUUUCAAUGGGACAUACAAGCAUCCAUACCCAGACCACAGCAUUUCCUAUGUGGACUUCUACCUUCAUCAGCCAGCAGUGGCAGCCGUCUUCAUCAUCUCCUACCUCCUCAUCUUCCUCCUGUGUAUGCUUGGCAAUGCAGUGAUUUGCUUCAUUGUUCUGAGAAGCAAGCACAUGCGCACAGUCACAAACCUCUUCAUCUUGAAUCUGGCUGUCAGUGACUUACUGGUGGGGAUAUUCUGCAUGCCCACCACUCUCUUGGAUAACAUCACAGCAGGAUGGCCCUUUGGGAGCAUGGUCUGUAAAAUGAGUGGGAUGGUCCAGGGAAUCUCUGUCUCAGCCUCUGUUUUCACUUUGGUUGCAAUUGCAGUUGACAGGUUCCGAUGCAUUGUUUACCCAUUUAAGCAGAAGCUCACCAUAUCAACUGCGGUUGUCAUUCUAGCAGUCAUCUGGGUUCUGGCUAUUGCCAUCAUGUGUCCAUCUGCAGUCAUGUUGCAGGUACAAGAGGAAAAGUAUUUCAGGGUGAUCCUUGGCUAUGGCAAUCAAACCAGCCCUAUAUACUGGUGCCGGGAGGACUGGCCCAACCAGGAAAUGAGAAAGAUCUAUACAACGGUGCUGUUUACCAACAUCUAUCUGGCCCCCCUUUCACUCAUCGUCAUUAUGUAUGCCAGGAUAGGGAUCACUCUCUUCAACAAAGCGACACCUGUACGGGGAAAACAGAGCCAGGAGCAGCGCCACUCCGUGUCCAAGAAGAAGCAGAAGGUGAUCAAAAUGCUCAUCAUUGUGGCUUUGCUCUUCAUCCUGUCCUGGCUCCCCUUGUGGACUUUGAUGAUGCUCUCAGACUAUGCCAAUCUGACAGCGGUCCAACUACAGAUCAUCAACAUUUACAUCUACCCCUUUGCUCACUGGCUGGCCUUUUUCAACAGCAGCAUCAACCCGAUCAUCUAUGGCUUCUUCAACGAGAAUUUUCGCCGAGGCUUCCAGGCGGCCUUUAAGCUUCAGCUCUGCUCCAGGGAAAUGAUGCGUAGGGAGUUCUACUCCCAGCGGGGCCAAAGCAAUGCCAUAUUACCGGCAACCACCCACCAGCUGCUGGAGGACCAACCUUCUCAAAAUGCCAAGGAUGAGGGGAAACCGAUUCAGAGAGGGAACUGGAUGAACCACCAGCAGUACUUGAUGAUGGAAGACCUAGAAAAGGCAACCAACGACAAUGGAGUAAAAUGAAAUUUGCUGUGAACUGGUUUAUUCCAUCUUCCCUUGGCAGAGUCUGAUGUGGUGUAAGGUUCACACGAUUUAAGCC
Messenger RNA from Dermochelys coriacea (leatherback sea turtle), 1461 nucleotides. RefSeq names its product neuropeptide FF receptor 2 (gene NPFFR2). Lineage: Eukaryota; Metazoa; Chordata; Testudines; Dermochelyidae. The transcript is spliced from 4 exons. The record is from RefSeq and is a predicted model, not a curated record. Bases 114 to 1385 code for a protein of 423 amino acids. Gene Ontology annotation, cellular component: membrane. Gene Ontology annotation, molecular function: neuropeptide receptor activity; opioid receptor binding; peptide binding. Gene Ontology annotation, biological process: regulation of cAMP-dependent protein kinase activity; regulation of MAPK cascade; G protein-coupled receptor signaling pathway.